UGACUCAUAUGAUCCGGCUGAAUGACCUAGUUACCAUGGAAACAAGAGAAAGACACAUCCCCCAGUUUUGAGGGAUUAAACCCGCUUUGAUAAUUCAACUGCACAUUUAUGAUAACAAACAUUUAAACCGCACUUGUCAGUAGUGACAGUAGGGGCAUUGCACAUUUUUGUGGUAGUUAGUCAAGUGUCCGGUAGAGGGAGCAGCUGAGACGCGUGUUUAACAGGAAAUGUCCACGUAAAAACAAAGCUCUGUAAUGAUCCAUCCACGCAGAGAAGUAAGUGUGGUGCCAGCGCUCUGCUCCAGUAUUAUUACAGCGACCUAACAGUGUGCGGCAUUCGUGCUUUAUUUACUAUGCUUCCCCAAAACUACCAUUACGGAUACACUUUCGCCAAAUGUUUCCUGCUUUGGUCGUUUGUGCCCCUCAUCACUGCAAGGGAAGAUGACGUUGAGAGCAAAAUGAAGAUCCAUGACGCUGACAGACCUUCCUCCGAGAGCCUUUUUCUGAGAUUGAGCGAUAUAGUGUUUGUCAUCCAGAGCCAGAAGAACUCUUACCAUGUCCAGCAGGCUGAAAACCUCAGGACAGACCUGUUCCUGCAGACACAAGCUCUUCAAGAGAAAGCCCCUGUUAUCCUGCUCUUACACACACUGUCAGACACAGAGGGAAACUGGAGUAUUCUUCCAAUGAUGCCUUACUUUUCGUCUCAUUUUGGGAAGAACUCUUCAUGGAUCGUGUUUCUAGAAGAGGACACCAGGGUGACACUUGCAAAACUUUUUCGAGUCCUCAAGAAAUUUGACCGCAGGAAAGAGUGGUUUCUUGGCAAGCCAUUACACGAUGAAGAGUCUACCAUCAUCCAUCAUUACGCCUUCUCAGAGAACCCUGCAGCCUUCAAGUACCCAGACUUCUCUGCCGGAUGGGCGCUUAGUAUCCCUCUUGUUAACAGGUUGACGAACAAAAUUCAAGAGGAGCCUUUAAAGUCAGACUUCACCAUAGAUCUAAAGCAUGAGGUGGCGCUGUACAUCUGGGAGGAGGGAAAGGGGCCUCGACUGACGGCGGUUCCUGAGUUUUGCACAUUAUCAGAUGAGUCUCCAGCGGCCCAACAUUGUGCCACCACUGUCAGCAGCCAUUCACCUCUGUGUGGUCAGCCUGUUAAGAGCGAAAACAUUUUCGUAGCCGUGAAAACCUGCAAGAAGUUCCACUCCGACCGAGUCCCUGUAGUACAGAAAACAUGGAGGAAACAGGCCACACUACUUGAGUACUACAGCGAUUACGCCGAUCCCUCUAUACCAACUAUUAACCUGGGGGUACCCAACACAGAGAGGGGUCACUGUGGGAAGACAUUUGCCAUCUUAAGGAGAUACUUAAGCAAGUCUGUGCCAAAGACUGAUUGGCUGUUAAUCGUGGAUGAUGAUACUCUUAUAAGCUUACCCAGACUGCAGGCCUUGCUGAGCUGUUAUGACUCCAGUGAGCCAGUAUGUCUAGGUGAGCGCUAUGGUUAUGGAUUGGGCCAGGGAGGCUACAGUUACAUCACAGGUGGCGGGGGGAUGGUGUUCAGUCGUGAGGCUGUGAUACAGUUGUUAGCCAGCGGCUGUAAGUGUUACAGCAACGACGCUCCUGAUGACAUGGUUUUGGGAAUGUGUCUCAAUGCACUACGAGUCCCUGUUACACACAGUCCACUCUUCCAUCAGGCACGUCCAGAAGAUUACGCGAAGGAAUUUUUGGCACACCAGACCCCCGUUUCCUUCCACAAACACUGGAACAUCGACCCUAUUGCAGUCUUUAACAAAUGGUUAAAGGAUGACUUAAACACGGAUGUACUACAAAAAGGCACUAAGGAUGAAUUAUAAUGUUUGCGAUUGUGUGUGUAAAUAAAUAUGUGUACUGUUGAAGCACAUACUCUGUUUUGACACAUGGAUAAAUGUAGUGAAUCUUGCACAAACAUGUAUGGAAGAAUCUGUAUGAAUGUUUUUCUCACUGUGCUUUGGUGCAUGUUUUAGAUGUAUGUUGGAAAUACACGUCUUAAAAAAUAUUUAUAUACAAACCUGUCCAAGGUAUUUGUAGAUUGAUUUUUAAACACUUUUGAUUUCUAAAUGAUGUGAAUUAUGUGUCAGUUAUGAUAUUGAGAUUUAUGAUAAACUAUUGCCUUAAAUCAUUGUUCACAAAGUCCUGAUUUCAAUACUGAACACAGAUUCAUUAGCACUGAAUACAUUACAUUUCUUAUUAUUUCUAUACAUCCGAGCUUCAGUUUUUUUUAAGUGGCGUUGUCAGUGUAAUAUUAUUGAAAUGCUAUCACAGAAUUGCAAUUUGUGCAAAAAAAGAUUCACAACAACAGGAUGUUCUCAUUAUUAACGCCACACCGUCGAGACUGAAUUUAAGAACGGUACCUCAGACAUGCCCUGUUUAAAAUAAUUUGUUUUUAAAUUUGGUUCAUGAUUAAUAAAACAUCUCAAGAUGAAGUGUCUGGUAUUGUGUCUGCUCAGCGGUUUGUCUGAUCUAUACACUCCUCGGGCUUACUGGAUUUCCAUUAUGAAAGUAAUUUGUUUAGGCCUGAUCAAACAGAUACUGUAUGGAACUGUGUCUGACUUUGGGAGGAGUCAUUUGCAAAUUUACUUUUUGAUCAUAAAUGCAUCUAAACCUGG
This is a messenger RNA of Paramisgurnus dabryanus, 2638 nucleotides long. It is a transcript of the gene b3glcta, whose product is annotated as beta 3-glucosyltransferase a. Gene Ontology annotation, cellular component: membrane. Lineage: Eukaryota; Metazoa; Chordata; Actinopteri; Cypriniformes; Cobitidae. Gene Ontology annotation, molecular function: glycosyltransferase activity. The record is from RefSeq and is a predicted model, not a curated record.